Molecule: messenger RNA, 3319 nt
Organism: Vespa velutina
Lineage: Eukaryota; Metazoa; Arthropoda; Insecta; Hymenoptera; Vespidae
Product: GATOR complex protein WDR24
Exons: 3
Coding region: 161-1378 (405 amino acids)
Biological process (GO): transcription by RNA polymerase III
Cellular component (GO): transcription factor TFIIIC complex
Source: RefSeq, a predicted model, not a curated record
GCGCAUGCUCGUCAACUCGCUUAGUUCUCACGACUGGGUACAGGUGGCGCUGCUGUUUCACUGCAAGUGCAUAAAACUGUGUAUUAUUAUUGUUGUACUUUAUUGCAUUUAUUAAAAUCUAGAUAACUAAGGUUAGAUAGACGUUAAAAUCUAUUUAAACAUGGAUUCUGAUACUGAAUUAUUUGAAGACGAGGAGGAGAUUCUUGUAUAUGUCGAAUUUGAAGGAUUUGUUAAUAAUAAUAUAUUUACAAAUGGACAACUUCAAUUAGAUAUGGUUGGAAUAGAUACGGAUCAUCCUAUAAUGCAAAUUGAUGGAAGGUUUUAUGAAGGUACCUACGAAGACGUUGUAGGAACUUUUAUGUUUUUUGAAAAAGAUGACAAGCCCAUUGUCGAUGAUCCCAUAUUCGAUCAAACUCCAACAUUAAAAUAUUUUGGAAAGACUAGAAAGGUAUUAAAAAUGCAAAGGGUAUUUGUCAAACAGAGGACUGAAGUUCUUGGAGAUUCUGAACAUAGUAAAUGUAUUCCAAAUAAAGAUACAAUUAAACAGGCUGGUGUACCACCUAUGUAUCAAUCACAAGCACUUUCCUUUUGGAAGGAUAUAAGAGAUAACAGAAUAGAUGCUUUAUGUGCCUAUUUGGAAAAACAAAAAAUUCGAGAGGAAAAGAAGUCGCAAGGUAUUGCAUUAGAUUCAGAAUCUGAUGAAGAUAAUCCAUUUGCUAUGUAUAAAUAUAAAGAAGAACAUAAAAACGAGAAGAACUUGGAAAAUAAUAAUACCAAUUUAAUUGUGGAUCCAGUCAAGUCUUCUACAAAUGAAACAGUUUUACAAGAAGAAGGAAAUAACGAAGAAAUUAUAAAAGAUAAUCUUAAUGUAUUAGAACACAUCAAUCCUGAACCAUCUACUUCAAAAGCUAGUAAUUUCUCUAUUGAUACAAAUAUUAAAAAAUGCAAAUCUGUUAAAGUAAUUAGAAAAAAGAAAGAACGUACUGUUAAAAGUAAAUCAACAAAAAAACAGAAAAAGAAAUCAACAAUUGUAGAAGAUAAAUCCAUACAAAAUAAUGACAAUCAUAAUACAGAAUCAACACUCUUAACAUUGGAUAACAUUCCUGAAGAUUCUAUCAUGAAUACUGAAGUGAAUAAUUUAGUCAAUAUUGUAAAAAAUACUUCUAAUAUUACGGAUGAUGUAGAGACAGAUAAAGAUACUAAUAAAAAUGUUAAUACGGAUGAAAAGAAAAUGGAAAUCGUUAAUGAUCUUAUAGAAGAUGAUGUUGUUGAUAAAAAGCAUAAAAAAUUAUUAAAACGUGAGGCAAAAAUGAAAGAAUUAUCAGAAAAAUUAAAAUCCGUGGCAGAAGAAUUUGUCAAAGCAAAUAUAAAUCAGUGACAAGGUAUAAUUAUAAGUAACACAUAAUUUAAUAAAUAAUAAAAUCUACUGUUGAGAUUGAUCUUUCCAUUCAAGAAAGAUUAUUUUAUAUAUAGAUUACAAACAUAAUUAAGUUAUAUUGUUAAAUAUAAAAUACUGCACUGAACUAGCCGACCAGCUUAGAAUAACAAAAUGGCUAUAAAUAUUUUUUUUUUUUUUUUUUUUUUUCAAUACGUAUAUAGCCAAUAAAAUCUAGUCAAUAAACCUUAAAAUUAUAUAAUAUUCUUGCUGGUAAUUAAGAAAAAUAGAUUGAAGUUUGUAUUGGAAAAGAGGAUUCAAUUUCUUAUUUGUCAAACUAUGGAUUGUCCAUGUUCUUCACCAAUCUAAAUCACCAGGUAGUUCAUCAGGAUAUUCUCCUGUCAAACAAGCAGUGCAGUGACCAAUGUAACUGCUUUCUUUAUUAUCCAUGCCAUGUCUAACAGCUUGAAUAAGUCCUUUGACAGAAAGAUAUGUCAAACUAUCAGCACCAACAUAUUUGGCUAAUCUUACAUUGUCCAGUUUAUUCGCUAUUAACUCUUCUCUCGUUGGAAUGUUUAUUCCCAUAUAGCAUGGAUAUUUUAAAGGAGGCGAUGCUACUUUGAUAUGAACCUUGUAAAUAAAUAUAAAAAUGUAUAUAUAGACACAUAUAUAACAUUAGAAAUAUAUAAUAAACAUGAUUCGGAAAAUCGUUCCUUUAUAUAUAUAUAUAUGUAUAUAUAAAAGUAAAAAUAUUUUACUUCUUUUGCUCCUGCAUCUCGCAGAAGUUUUAUAAUAGGUCCAAUUGUGUUUCCUCUAACAAUAGAAUCAUCAAUGAGAAUUAGUUUCUUUCCUUUAACAUUUUCAGAUAAAGCACCAAAUUUUUUUGCAACUCCUAAUUGUCUUAAUCGUGUACUAGGUUGAAUGAAUGUUCUUCCAACGUAUCUAUUUUUGCAUAAUACUUCGGCGAAUGGUAUUUGAGACUGAAAUAUAUAAAUUAUAUAUGUGUUUAAUAUCAAUAUAUAUAUAUAUAUAUAUAUAUAUAUAUAUUUCCUGUUAAUUUUAUACAAUAAUAAAUAAUUUAUUUAUAUAACUCACCUGUCUAGCAUAACCAUGUGCUGCUGCUGUACCAGAUUCUGGUACAGAACUAACUAUAUCUGCAUCUACUGGAGAUUCUAUUGCUAAUACACGACCACAUUGCAUACGAACCGAAUAUACCAUUUGUCCUAUCAAAAGAUAAAAUUUAUAAAUUAACAUUAUUUUACAAAAAAUUUUAUUGAAGAUAUUAAUGUCAAUAAUUGUUACCUUCAAAAAUACUGUCACUACGAGCAAAGUAAACAUAUUCAAAUAUGCAGAAUGCUUGUGGCUUAUUGUCUGGUCUUUCUACAAUAUCAAUCGUUUUAAUACCUUCGCGUGUUAAUUCCACAAUUUCACCUGGGAAAACUUCACGAACAUAUCUUGCACCAAUGCUUAAGAAACCACAAGACUCUGACGAGAUUACCCAACCUUCGGCCUCGUCGUCAUCGUCUGAAUCAUCUCCUGCUAAAGUUUUAAAAUAUAAAAUUUAGUAAUUAAUUUUUUUUUUUCAUUAUUUUUUUUUUUUUAUUUUUUGUUUUUUAAAUAUAUGUAUCAUACCAAGCUUGCCAAUGGGUACUAUUUUUCCCAAACACAAAGGUCUAUUUCCAUAUGGAUCUCUAACACCAUAAAUUUUAUCUCUUUGCAUGAUUACCAAAGAAUAAGAUAAUGGUGCUAAUUGCAUGAGAUGUUUAAUACGUGCUGGCCAAUCUGGGCCAUUAACUUCACCUUCGGGAGGAUUUAAACAUAAAGCUUGCGUUAUUAAUUCAGAAUCUGAAUACGUUGAAAGGCCAACACCACGGCCUAAUACCUAAUUAAAAUAGGCAAAAUUGACAAAGUUAAAAUUAAAAAUAAAGGAAAUAAGAUAUAUUA